Symbiodinium sp. CCMP2592 is the source of this 978-nucleotide messenger RNA. The record is from the annotation of a GenBank genome assembly. NCBI's taxonomy places the organism in Eukaryota, Dinophyceae, Suessiales, Symbiodiniaceae.
AUGUAUGCUACGAUGGGAUAUAUUGUCCCGGAAUAUUUCAAGUUCCCGGGGUAUCUCUCGCCGUCUUUGGGUUUGAAAUUCAGCGACGUCCCAAACGGCCUGGCUGCGCUGUCGAAGCUGCCAGUUCUCGGCGGUGCUCAAAUCAUUGCUUUCUGUGGGCUGAUUGAGACCACUGGUUUCUUCCAAGCAGACUCCACCACUGGUGGGCGAGGGCCCCGUGAGGGCAAGUUUUCCAUGAAGGAUUCCACGGAAAGUGGCGAACCUGGAAACUAUGGCGUCGGGUUCCCUACCUUCAUCGGGAAGGUCGAAGACCCAGAAGCUCGCAAAUCCAAGCUUGCAGCAGAGCUUGCAAACGGAAGACUGGCGAUGAUGGCAAUCAUUGGCAUGUUCUUCCAAGACGGACUGACUGGUUCCGCUUGGGGGGAUUGGUCACUUUACACCGCCUCCCCUCUGCGAGCUGCAGAAGAGGAAGCCACCCCCCCUCCGCCGCCUCCCUUCGACCCCCGCCUGGAAGUUGGGGUUCUGCCACCUCUGGACUUUUUCGACCCUGCGGGUUUCUGCCCUACUGGCGAUGAGGAGAAUUUUAGAAAGCUCCGUGCUGCGGAGUUGAAGCAUGGCCGUGUGGCGAUGAUGGCCGCGUUGGGAGCUGCUGUUCAGCACUACGUGCAAUUCCCCGGCUUUGACGAAGUUCCAACUGGCCUUGGAGCUGUUACCACUGCGCCUGGCACCUACGGCUUCGCCGCACUCUUCCUUCUCAGCGGAGUGCUUGAGCUGGCUCUGUGGACGGAGGACCCCAGCAAGGAGCCGGGCAACUUCGGCGACCCGCUGAGCUUGGGUCAGUACGACAUUGACAUGAGGAACAAGGAGCUGAACAACGGCAGAUUUGCAAUGUUCUCGGCCAUAGGCAUCCUGGUUGCCGAGCUCUACACUGGCAAGGAUGGAAUCGAUCAGAUUGGCCUCGACACACCCACAAUUUGA